CACAGACAAUGCCUAAUUAUGGAAUUGAUGGCAGGAGAGAGCUGCAAGCAGCUAAUUUAGACACCGAUUCUUUCCCUCUCCUGCAGCUGCUUUUGCAUUGCUGGGAGGGAAUUUAGCUCAUCGCCCAGCUUGAAUCCAUAUUUCUAACUUCCUCUUCUCAUAAUUCUGAGGUAUACAACACAACAUCACGCAGGACCAAUGUGGAGAUUUGCAACUCUUGCAACCAUUCUCCUUUUAUCCCUUCCUGGCCAUGCUGACUCUACCAGGUUAUCCGACUUGAGGGAUUCAAUCGGGCGAAGACAAUUGUCAAGGCCUACCGAAUUCCUUGCUGCCCACAACAAGAUCAGGGCAAUGCACAACUUAACGUCCUUGUCCUGGAACAGAAUGCUAGCUAGAUAUGCUCGCCGGUGGGCCAACACGCGCCUUGAUGACUGCAAGAAUCUGGAACACUCUCCCAAUAGCCCUUUUGGGGAGAACUUGUUUUGGGGUCUAAGAGAUCACUGGAAUGCUUCCAAGGUAGUCAAAUAUUGGGGUGAUGAAGUGCGGAAUUACGAUCCACUAACAAAUGAGUGCGUCAACAACAGUGUCUGUGGGCAUUAUACACAGAUUGUAUGGAAUACCACUCAGGGUGUAGGCUGCGCCCAUGCUUUAUGCAAUAAUAAUGAAGGUCACCUAUUUGUUUGCUCCUAUGAUCCUCCGGGGAACAUUUACUAUCAGGGCCCAUUUGGUGGUCGUUUCGGAAAAUGUAUUGUGUAUCCUCCGCCGUCCAAUCGAUCAAGCUCAACACUUUCAGGAAGCCCGCAUGCCCCCACGGGGAUCACCACGAUUACGACUAAUCACAGGGAUUUCAUCUCAGGCACCACUGGGCAUCCAGCUUAUUUGACCCCUCCUAAAUUUAACCUUAACAAUGUAUGACACUGCCAUGGCAAUAUUGAGAAUAUGCAUUCUAACCAUCUACACAGGCACACUGCCUGGUUACCUUGCGAGUUAUAUGUAUUCCUCCAUAUAAGAGUAUAAGAUAUAAAGCAUGUAAUAAACAUAUAGCCCAUCCACAGCUUUUCUCCGUUGUGUUUUCCUUCUUUCUUUUUUGUGUUCUGACUUCUGAUCUGCUGGCAAUGAGAAUUAUAAAUCGCGUCCUUUGAGUCUUUGACGGCCAAUUUUGCUUGAUUUGGAUACAAAAUGAGAUUUUAUCAGGAUUAUAGUACAGGUUCUGCCAAUCACCCUGGACUCGGAAAAACACCAAUGAAAAUCUCUUUGAUUCUCAAUAGGGAUGCUUGAAAAGCGCGAACGGUUCAGUAUUAUGGUGAAUCCGAGACUAGGCAGGCUGAACCGGUCCAUGUUAAUUCUCUAAUCACACAUGGGUGGUUGCCUACUUGCACAAGUUGCUCUUUAUCACUUUGCUCUAAGUAGAUUUAGCCAAGUCCCCCUCCCCUUAUGCAGGUACAUCUUAUAGGUGAUUGUGUUGGCUUUUAGGGUGGGAAAAGAUGAGGAAAGGAUGGAGAAAACUAGCAUCACCAUUAACCAGCCAACCUCAUGCUUGCUUCAUAACACCUCAGUCAUGACACGGCCAAACGAUUAAAAAUAAAUACAAAUCUAUAGAUAUAAUCCUAGCAAACAAU
This is a messenger RNA of Populus euphratica (Euphrates poplar), 1619 nucleotides long. Its product is annotated as pathogenesis-related protein PRB1-3-like. Lineage: Eukaryota; Viridiplantae; Streptophyta; Magnoliopsida; Malpighiales; Salicaceae. Bases 199 to 915 code for a protein of 238 amino acids. Gene Ontology annotation, cellular component: extracellular region. The record is from RefSeq and is a predicted model, not a curated record. The transcript has a single exon.